Molecule: messenger RNA, 354 nt
Organism: Medioppia subpectinata
Lineage: Eukaryota; Metazoa; Arthropoda; Arachnida; Sarcoptiformes; Oppiidae
Source: the annotation of a GenBank genome assembly
AUGAUAAGUCGCCGACGGAUUAUUUCCCGAUCACUCGAUCCGUGCGAUUAUUUGGGAGAAUAUGUGUCCCCUUAUGAAGAAGAAGAGAAAACUGUUUGGCACUCAAAGGAAGAGCUCUUUUCGGAUCAUAUCCAAGAAGUAUUCAACAAAUGGGAACAAAUAGAUGAUGAGAUUUGGGCGAAAGUGAUUUGCAUGAAUGGAAAGCGAAGGGUUGCCAAAGCCUACGCUCGGGUUCCCGUCCUUACCAUCGAUGGCACUCACGAUGGCUUCGAUGGCUAUAGAAUCGGAUUAAAUGGCUUUGAAAAUCCGUUACUUGACGUCAAGACUGAGGAAGUGAUGCGAUAUAUAGGAAAA